AUAUGGAGAUGUUUUGUAACUACUUGUCAGAAAGCGUCCUGUAUAUAUAAGAGAAGAUUAUGUGUUUUACAUGCGCACUUGCAUAGGAAAUCAGACGUUUCACAAGGUCACCAUGGAAGUAAAGUCAAAACUCAUCAUUCUCUGCGUGGUGAUGUCCAUCAUUUUACAGAUGGCGUCUACUUAUAAUGGGAACAUAAAAAAACCUAGUCGGAAGAAGAGAUUUGCAUUUAGCAGUAUUAUAUCUGGAAUUGGAGGUGCUAUAAAUACGGUAGUACCGGUUGUGAGAAACCUUCUAAGAUUUGGAAGACGAGAGACUCAAAAUGCUGUUCAGGAAAUGAAGAAGAUGAUGAAAGCAGAGGAAACGGAGAUGACGAAAGAAGUGCACGGUAGAGCCGAGAUGCUGAUGGCUCUCCUCGAGGCCAAGCUGGCGAUGGACGCUUCAUCUGCUACUGCCUGCAGCUGCAGCUGGUUGAUGGUGUCCUGUGCGUGCGUGGUGGUCGUCAACCUACUCCGACUUUAAAACACCGGCUGUCCAUACUGCCGCUACCCUACCCAAGCUUGGACAACACCCAGUUAAACAGUGCUCGCUGUAUCUCGUCACCACUGCAUGUCGGUACACCCUUUACGUUACCUUGUAUCACGAUUUUCAGAAGAAAUUAGGAAUUAACUGUUGAUGAACAUACGAUCAUCACCGUGUAUAGCGAAAUCCCAUUAGUCUGGAAACCCGUCAUUCCGACUAUUACUGGGAUAGUAAUCAACUGACGAGGCAUUAUCUGCAACGUUAAUCCAGCCAUUUCUUAAUCCGUGUAUUUGUUAAUCCAAACAUUUGUCAUUCCGGACUUUUGUUAAUUCCGUAACAUUUUAAUCCGGACAUACGUUACUCCAGACAUUGUUAAUCCGGGCAUUUGUUAAUCCAAACAUUUGUCAUUCCGGACAUUUGUUAGUUCAGAAACUUGUUAAUCAGCACAUUGGUUACUCCAGACAUUUGUUAAUCCAAACAUUUGUAUUUCCGGACAUUUGUUAAUUCAGAAACUUGUUAAUCUGGACAUUUGUUACUCCAGCCAUUUCUUAAUCCGGGAAUUUGUUACUCCAGACAUUUGUUAAUCCAAAUUUUUGUCUACCGGACAUUUAUUAAUUCAGAAACUUGUUAAUCCGGACAUUUCUUACUCCAGACAGUGUUAAUCCGGGUAUGUGUCACUCCAGGCAUUUGUUACUCCAUGCAUUUGUUAAUCCAAACAUUUGUCAUUCCGGAUAUUUAAUUCAGAAAUUUGUCAAUGCGGACAUUUGUUACUCCAGACAGUGUUAAUCCGGGUAUGUGUUACUCCAUGCAUUUGUUAAUCCAAACAUUUGUCACUCCGGAUAUUCAAUUCAGAAAUUUGUCAAUGCGGACAUUUGUUACUCCAGACUUUGUUAAUCCGACAGGUACUUUGAAAUAGCCGUCUGUCCAUACUGCCGCUACCCUUCACAACCUUGGACAACACCCACUUAAACCCUGCUCGCUGUUUCUCGCCACCACUGCACGUCGUUUCACUCUGUAUGUUACCUCGUAUCACGAUUUUCAGAAGAAAUAUCAAUAUUUAUUAUUGCUGAUAUACAUAUGAUCACUGUGUAUAGUGAAACUCCAUUAGUCCGAACAUUUGUUCAUCCAGACAUUUGUUAAUCAGAGCAUUAAUUUUGCUCAUCAGGACAUUUGUUCAUCCAGACAUUUGUUAAUCAGAGCAUUUGCUCAUCAGGACAUUUGUUUAUCCAGGCAUUUAUGAAACUGGACUUUUGUUGAUCCAGAUAUUUGUUGAUCCGGACAUGUGUUAAUGGGGCAUUUGUCAAACCGGACAUUUGUUAAUUCAGACAUUCAUUGAUCCGGACACCGGACACUUGUUAUUUCAUCUGGCAUUUCCAAAUCAAGACAUUCGUUAAUCCGGACAAGUGUCGAUUAAUCCAAGCACCUGCUAAUCUAGACAUUUGUUACUUAAUCCAGACGUUUGUUAAUCCAGACAUUUGCUCAUCAGGACAUUUGUUCAUACAGACAUUUUUUAAAACUGGACAUUUGUUAAUCCUGACUUUUGUUAUUUUAUCUGGCAUUUGCUAUUCAGGACAUUCGUUAUUCCAGACAUUUGCUCAUCCGGACAUUUGUUGUUUAAUUCAGGCAUUUGCAAAUCAGGACAUUCGUUAAUUCAGACAUUUUUAAAACUGGACAUUUGUUAUUUCCGAGAUUUAUUAACAGAACAUUUGUCAAUACGGACAUUUGCUAAUUCCGACAUUCAUUAAUCCGGACAUUUUUUAUUUUAUCUGGUAUUUGGACAUUUUUUGAUACAGACAUUUGUUAAUCAGGACAUCUGUUGUUUAACCCAGACACUUGUUAAUCAGGACAUUUGUUAUUUAAUUCAGACAUUUGUUAAUCCAGACAUAUGUUUAUCCGGACAAUGUUGAUCCGCACAUUUGUUGUUUAAUCCUGACUUUUGUUAAUCCGGGCAUUUGUUAAUCUAAACAUUUGACAUUCCGGACAUUUGUUAAUUCAGAAAGUUGUUAAUCCGGACAUUUGUUGAUCCACACGUUUGUUGCUCAAUUCAGUCCGGAUUGAUGGGGUUUAUAUGUACAAUGAUCAUGUAAGUUCCCAACUCAGUGUUAUCACACACCCGUAUGUACACAUCAAUAAAGCCUUUAACCAUA
Haliotis rufescens (red abalone) is the source of this 2667-nucleotide messenger RNA. RefSeq lists its product as uncharacterized. Bases 71 to 520 code for a protein of 149 amino acids. The transcript is spliced from 3 exons. NCBI's taxonomy places the organism in Eukaryota, Metazoa, Mollusca, Gastropoda, Lepetellida, Haliotidae. The record is from RefSeq and is a predicted model, not a curated record.